Molecule: messenger RNA, 1181 nt
Organism: Coccomyxa subellipsoidea C-169
Lineage: Eukaryota; Viridiplantae; Chlorophyta; Trebouxiophyceae; Coccomyxaceae
Product: prenylated rab acceptor family protein
Exons: 6
Coding region: 181-765 (194 amino acids)
Cellular component (GO): Golgi apparatus
Source: RefSeq, a predicted model, not a curated record
GCUCUUGUGAGUUUAACUGCGUGGGUUUGAAGACAGCACUUUAAAAAAGAAUGAAAUAGUCGUGAAGGGGGCUGCGGAGUGCCAGGCGACCCCUCAGCAGGAAAGCAACUUGUUUGUUGGGCUCCAACCUCACAACAGCACACCCUUCUCUUGCUGAGCUAAAUUCUGGAGGAAGUCUUAAUGGACUCCUCCGCACCGCCAUCUGCUGUCACUUCGCAAAGUCCCUUACAUGCCGCAGCCAACAGAUUUAAAGAUCUGAUCGGGGGCAUAUUCAAGGAGAGGAAACCUUGGGGAGAACUCGCCGAUCGGACUUCCUUUUCCAGACCUGCUAGCUUAGCAGAGGCAACUGGGCGUCUUCGCAAGAAUGCACACUACUUCAAGGUCAACUACCUCAUUGUCAUGCUGUCUGUCACCUUCAUAACGCUGGUGCUCAAUCCCACGUCCCUCAUAGCCCUGGCCUUCCUGGCCAUGGCCUGGGUGUACCUCUUUGUGGUCCGGCAAGCACCCAUCGUCAUUGGGGGCCGCACUUUCAGCGAACGGGAAAAGUUCAUCGGCAUUUCCAUCAUCACCCUCAUUGUCAUCUUCUUCCUGACAAGUGUGGGCACGGUGUUGUUCACAGCGCUGGGGAUCAGCGUGGCAGCGAUAGCGCUGCAUGGCUCCUUCCGCGUGCCAGACGACCUGUUCACAGACGAGAUCGAGGGGCAGACGGGGUUCCUGGGCAUCUUUGGGGGCUCGCAAGCUGUCAACCCCUUGAACGUGGUCUGAACACCCCCUGCAGAUGGCGAGAGAGCAAGAUUGGCGUUUGGCGCUUCAGAUUGCAGGGACAUCUGAUCUAACCCAGAAGUCUAACUUGUAUUGCAAGAGACCUGCGUACGGUGAUGGGAAGUAUGCAGCUUUGGUGCAACAACAGGUGCUGUGCACCCUGCUGUAAUGGUCUUUCAUACUCUCAGAAGUCGGUUGGGGUUGCCAGCCAGAAAGUGCAAGACCCAGUCGAUGGUAUAAUUAAUUGUACAAAAACUGCAAAAGAGGUAGAUAUUUAGACUAUUGUGAUCUUUUUCGGUGCGCUAGUGUGACUGAGAUGUGUCUGUCUUUGUGGACUGCGAGCAGAAAGCUUGACCAACUCAUGUUAUGUGACAACGUAAGCCUGAGUCUGAGACAGUGUAAGACACCUCGACCCCACC